Notodromas monacha is the source of this 2452-nucleotide messenger RNA. The record is from the annotation of a GenBank genome assembly. Lineage: Eukaryota; Metazoa; Arthropoda; Ostracoda; Podocopida; Cyprididae.
AUGAAGCGGCUUUUGAAUUGCAGGUAUUUGAACCCAUCAGGUGUCCGAUACUGCAGAUGGUCGGAUAUCACGAACCUGGUGAACCAGAAGAAGGAAUUUACGAUUGAGUGCCAACGGGUGGAAGAUUCUGCCCGGUUUGUAUUUAGCGAACAAGAGCUGGCCAAGUAUGUGUGGAAGACCUGCGUGUCCCAGCACUCGUUCUUCAAGGGCCAAACGGCGGCUCUGGGUCUCAGUGAAAAGGUCCUUGUUCUUUCUGCCAACGCGAAUGGGCCAUCUGCAGCUGCCGUUUCUCUUGACCAGGAUGAGCGUUUGAAUGCGGGCAAUAAACAUAGCCAAGCCCAGUUUUGUGAACAGAUGCAGAUGACAGGGGAUGACGCGAAUGGAGCUUCCACCAGUCUGGUUGCUUAUCCAGGCAACCCGGGCUACAUGUUUGCUCCGCCACAACAACAGAUGAGGAGAGGAAAAAUGUCUAAAGCUCAAAAGCGAACAAUUAGUUUCGGAAAAAUUUCGCUGCCUUCUUCGUCUUCGGUGACUGAGGAAGUGAAAAGUGUCGCUCCUGAUACCAUUGGUUUCGGAAGUUUCGGGGCACCUACGAAAACUGAGAAUGAUGAUGAAAUUGACUCAACUUGGAUCCAAGAAGAAGAGGACGAAGAGGAGCAGCCAGAAGAAGACAAAGCGGCUGCAGAAGAAAUUGCCAAGGUCAUGGGGUUUUCGGGUUUUGGCAAGGCAAAGACCUUUGAUGUCGAUCAGGUGUUUGAGCAGGCUAGAAAAGCUGCUCAGGGCUUGAAAAAAUUGGAACCUGGGACGAGUGGUGAGAAUCCUUUCAGUGUUUGGCUUCUAAGUGACAAGAUUCCUUGGGCUGAAGACAUCACCCUGAGGCAUGGAACUAAGGGCGUGUCUGCGAUUGCGGUGGAUAAUUCUGGAGCCAGGUUGACAACUGGUGGCUUGGAAUACGAAGUUAGACUUUUCGAUUUUGCUGGCAUGAAUGCUGCGUUUUUGCCCUUUCGAACACUGAAGCCGUGCGAAUCGCAUCCAAUCCUGAAUCUUCAGUAUUCGCACACGGGCGAUCGAAUUCUGGUGAUCUCGGGAAGUGCUCAGGCGAAGGUGCUGGACAGAGAUGGACACGAGCAACUAGAAUGCGUCAAGGGCUAUCAAUUCAUCUCAGACGUGAGCAAGACGAAAGGGCACAUUGGUGGUCUAACAACCGGUUGCUGGCAUCCGAAAAAUCGGGAUGAAUUUCUCACCGCAUCCCUCGACGGUUCCGUGAGGGUUUGGAAAGCGUCAGAUAGCAAAGAACACUUCAGACUGGCCAAGCCCAGGGCUUCAAAUGGUCUCAGAGCAGCCCCAACUGCCUUGGCUGUGGCCAGGGACGGCAACAUGUUUUGUUGCGGAUGCCAGGAUGGUUCCAUUCAGUUCUGGGACUACAGGAAGGCAUUUGUGUGUAUCAUACCUUUUUCUUUCACUAAAGGGAACGUGAACGCUACUCAUGUGGUGAGAAAUGCCCACGAGCCCAACACAGACACAUCGAGCGUCGCUUAUUCCUACGAUGGCCAGCAAAUUGCUUCCAGAGGUGGCGACGGAACUUUGAAACUCUGGGAUGUCCGAAAGCCGAAGCAAUGCGUCCACAGUGUGGAUGGGCUGUACAACAGGUUCCAAGGGACGGAUUGCGGGUUUAGUCCUGAUGACCGACUGAUUUUCACUGGGACUUCGAAAGCAAAGGGUGAAGGAGAAGCGAAGGUUGUGUUCUACGAGAGAGCUACGAUGAAGCUGUUGGCGGAACAGGCUGUGGAGGACACAGAUGUCAACAGGAUGUUGUGGCAUCCGAGAUUAAAUCAGAUCAUCAUCGGCUUCAGCAGUGGGGAAGCCAAGGUUUACUUCGACCCCAGGAAGAGCCACAAUGGCGCACUGCUGUGCAAAAAUAAGCCCAAGAAAAAGAAUCGAUCGCUGGGAGUUGUGGCAUCACAGCAAGUCAUUACGCCAUAUUCCCUGCCUUUGUUCAAAGAACCCAGACAAAGAUCGACCAGGGUUCAGAUUGAAAAGGCGCGUCAGGAUCCGAAAAAGAGCAAACAACCUGAGCCACCUCUUUCCAAGCAAGGAACUGGAGGACGAGUUGUUGCAAGUGGUGGCACACUCUCUUCUUACAUCAUUCGCAAUCUGGGACUUCAAAGCAGAAAAAUGGACAGAAUUGACAACGAGGACCCGCGAGAAGCUCUGCUUAAAUAUGCGAAAGAGUGCGAAGAAAAUCCCUACUGGGUCACUCCUGCGUAUUCCGCAACGCAACCCAAGCCUAUUUUCCAAGCGUCGUCCUCUGAAGGAGAGGUUGAAGAACCGGCGUCAAAGAAGACUAAAGUCAGCAUAUUUUAAAUGCUGACUGAAGCUUGGAUCUUUUGUUUCAGUGUUUUCUGUUUGUUUUUGGAUGAAUAAGUGAAAAUGCCACAUUUUUUUCAAGAAA